UGUUCGUACAGGGCCUGCGGCCUGGUGAUAGAUCUGACGGUUCUGAUGAAGCCAGCGAGGAGGAUGAUGAGCUCAGUGAUGAUGCUGUUCAGAAACGUCGUGAAGAAUGCGAGAGAAAGGCCCGUCGAGGGGAGAUGGAUCCCCGAUUGGAGUUCGCCUUCCAACUCCUGAUGGAUGGCACAGGUUUACCCCGUCACGAGGUGAUGGACCAUGUUUUCGAAGGGGACAUGCUGGACGAGAUAAAUCAGCUUUUUCUGCCGCACAUGAGGUCAACCCUUGUGUGGUACUACCAGGUGACUGAAGAACCUGAACAGCGACCCAAUGACACAGUAAUUCAGGGGCAGACCAUGAAAGGAGGUACGAGAGGAACUCCUGGCAAUCCAGCACCGAAUAAAUCCAAGGAAGUAAAGGAGCUGAAGGAACCAAUCAAGAAGAAACUCUUCUUGACUGAUGGCUGGCAGGUUCCUUGCGCAGGAGUCUGCAUCUACAUGUUCCGAAUCAACACAUCCAAACAACUGCCGGAGGAGGGCUUUCAGAAGGACCUCUUCACUGGUGUCAUCAGCAUACACAAGGUAGGCAUUAUAACAACGAUUCAGCGAGUGGUGGAGCACGUGUUCAUGGACGCCCUAGCCCACCCGGGUGGUGAAGAGGAGGAAGACUGCCCCAUGAUAAAGAGUCUCCUACUGCCAGGACUUCGCUCUUUCUGCAGUGCCCUGAAGGUAUGUGAACUUGUUCUCGAGGAGGGAAACAUAUUCGACGAUGGUGAGACAAUGGUGGAGGAAGUCCACAAUUUUGAGACAGCCAAGGCCCUGGUCUCCACCAAAGGAGUCGACAGGAUUGAGGAGCGAGUGAGAAUAUGGAUUAAAAAAUUAAAAGAUUUUAUUCUAGAGAGCAAACAGGUGAGACGUGAGAACGAUAACUCAGGCCCACAACAGGAAUUGGAAUAUUGGAAACGCAGAGGAGCACAAUUUAGUCAAUUAGUUAAUAAACUUCAGGACACUGAAGUGAAAAUGUCUCUUCUGUGCCUCCAAGUUUCAAGGUCUAAGUUAAUUAAAGAGUGGGUCGAUGCCGAGGACGAGGUGACGUAUUGUUACAAUGAAGCUAAGGACAAUGCCAAGUUCAUUCAGGCACUGGAAAAAUGCUGUCACUGUUUGUAUCUCGAUGAUCCAGUCAAGAUGAGAGACUCGUUGGUAUCACUCCUCCAGACUGUCAGGCUCAUCUACAGUGUCUCCAGGUACUACAACACCUCGGAAAGGACUUCCUCGUUGAUGGUGAAAAUCACGAAUCAGAUGAUUGUGGCGUGCAGGGACUAUGUGACGACCAGGGGCAGGGAGACCAUUUGGGAGUUGGAGAGGAUCACAGCUAAAUCGCGGCUCAAGCACUGUCUGCGGCUUAAUAAAGCUUACAGGGAGACUUACAGACUAGUUCGCUGUUCACCAGCGAUCACGGAACAGGAGUUUUCCUUCUCCGAGACACAGGUGUUCGGAAGAUUCGACUCGUUCUGUUCACGAAUCAGGAAGAUCCUAACAAUGUUCGAUCUGAUCGACGAUUAUCAGAAGCUGUUCGAGAGGAGGAUGGAGGGUCUGUUGCUGGGGGAGGCCCUGGAGGAGGCGACCCAUGCUUUCGAAGAAGCUAAGAAGGUCGCCACAGGGAAAUCCUAUGAUUACCUGGAUCCAAGAAACACCGACUUCGACCGGGAUUACGACGUCUUCAUGUCUAAAACUGAUGCUUUGAAAGCUCAUGUAGGCGACAUCAUUGAGAAAAAUUACACCGAUGUCUGGGAGACGCCUCAGGGCAUUCGUUUCCUCACGAGGUUUGAGAAAGUCAGCAAGAAAAUUCCCCUGACAAAAUUGGACGAGAAAUACUCACUCGUUGUCAGGUACUGCGACAAGGAAAUUGAGAGGACCUUGAAAUUGUUCAAGAAGCAGCGGGAUGAUCCACCCCUCUCCAGACACCUACCACCAAUCGCUGGGCGUCUCACUUGGGCGAAUUCACUGAAGGUUCAUCUGGACGAACUGGCGAAUUCCGUGUCUGGUCAUCCUGUUUUAAGGACACUUCCCCUCACCGGGGAUCUCGUGAGGCGAUACAAUCACGCUGUCACCAUACUUCUUCAAUAUCAAACAGAUAUUGCUGAAGUGUGGACUCACCAGAAUUCCUGGGUGAUUGAAGACUGUCUGAAGAAGACACUUCUUGCUAUUGACAAGGAGAUGAACAGGAUCAAGGUUAAUCUCGAGGGGAGAAUUAUUCUGCUGCUCCGUGAGGCCGAUUGUCUGGCCAAACUCAACCUGGAGAUACCGAUCGUAGCGAAAACAAUUUUAGUCAAACGAGAUCAUUUCACUUUGAAGCACGAUUCCCUGCAACUAGUCAUCGAGGAAUUCGUCUCGACGGCACGAAGGGUCAAGCUAGAAGUGAGACCCUUGUUGCUGCCUCAUCUGGUUCGUGUUGCAUCACUCCUAAUGCCUGGACUGAAGACAUUAACGUGGACGAAGCCAGGGUGGGAGGAGUUCUGCCAGCAGUGCAGACAGGAGAUCGAAGUGUUCGAUGUUCUGAUAACCAGAGUGCACGAUGUGUACGCGAACAGGAUUCUUCAGGUGCUCGUUAGCAUGCAGAAGAUCACUCUCCACGCUUUACCGGAGGAUGAGCCGUGGUGCAUCGAGGAGUUUCUGGAGAAGACUGAGGAAGCCUGCAGAAUAGCAGCAAUUGAUCUUCACAGGAGGAGCCAGAUGGUGGAGGAAGCGGUGGAGGAAGUCCUGCAGCUGGUGAAAAAUGCAGCUGAUAGUUUUAAAAAUGCUGGUGAACCGGAUAAUUUUGAACUGGCCAACGGUGAUGGGCCACCAAGUCAAGAAGCUACUGAAGAUGGAUCUCAGCAGCAGCAGGAUUGGACUGUUGUGUGGGCAUGUUUUGAUGAUCCACACCAGUUACUCACUGCUACUGGUGGUGGUCUUUCUAAGAAUAUGCAGGAAAUGGUGAAGAACGCUGUCUCUGAAAUGCGGAGAUAUUAUUCCCGAAAAGUUGUUGAUGUUCUGAUCAAAGUAACUAGAAGCUCAUUGGACUCGAUAAGACGUAGAUUCGUGCGUGAAAUUAAUUCAGAGGGGGUGCCACGUCCUGUGUUCCUUCUGCAUGCAACCCUGAUGAUUCCGUCGGUGGUGGUGAAGCCCAGCCUCGAGGAGGUGCAGGAGACACUCACUGUAGCUGGUAAAGCUAUUGCUGGGGUAUCCAAGGGUGUUGCACAGUGGAGUGCUGGGGGUCAUAAGAGUUCCUGGCGCGGGGCACCCUGGGCACCGAAAAAAAAUCUCAUGGACGUGGUGAUGAGAGCUCAGGUGCAUGCGGAAAGAAGACGCGACGAGGAGCCCGAGGAUCCGAAAGUCCGUAGACGACGAUUAUUCAAAAUUAUAUCUGAAGAUCGUCCGAGCUUUCCCAUACAGCAACGAAAUUUUCAUAGUCUGGUUAUGGAGAAUAAGGAGGUCGUCAAAGUACUGUCGAUGUUGAGCUCGUGCACUCAAGAGUUGAGACAGGAUUUGACUGAGUUCUUGGAUCAGUGGACACCUUACAAAUAUCUCUGGAAGAACGAACGAAGUAUGCGGGAGCUUCUGAAUGUAUCCUUGUCGGAGUUUGAAAUUACCUUGAGGAAGCACAGCGAACUUGAAGACAAAUUGUCAACUGAAUCAGAUGUAGCGUAUUUCGGAUCGGCAAUAGCACUACACACGGAGAAACUUAAGUUCGGUUUGUCUACAGAGAUCAAAAAUUCCACCCACAAGAUCGGCCAAGUAAUGAAGAAGAAAUAUCGCAGGGAGAUGGAAUACGUCUACGCGGUGAUGAACGAAAUGGAUAGGAAACUAGAGCGACAAAUUCGCGAUUUGGAUGAUGUCAGACUCAUCAUGGAGACACUGAAGAAAAUCAGGGAGCAGGAGGUUGACAUGGAGCUGAGGAUCGAUCCCAUAGAGGAGGCCUUCAAUAUUGUCACCCGCUACGAGGUGCCUGUUGACCAGGAGUGCCUGGAAAUGGUGGAGACACUGCGGGAGUCCUGGGGACAGAUACUGGCUCGGGCCCACCAGAGUCACGUACUCCUGUUGCAGCUCCAGCCGCAAUUCGAGGAAGAACUCAGAAAUAAUUUGGAGAAAUUCCGAAUCGACAAUGAAGCUUAUUGCGAGGAGUACAGAACCAGCGGACCGAUGCAGACGGGAUUGACUCCACGCGAAGCUUCUGAUCGGCAAAUUCUGUUCCAGAAUCGUUUUGAUGGAAUGUGGAGAAAACUUCAGGCUUAUCAGAGCGGUGAAGAGCUCUUUGGUUUACCCAUCACCGAUUACCCUGAGCUUUCGCAAAUUCGGAAGGAGUUGAAUCUACUGCAAAAAUUAUACAAGCUGUACAAUGAUGUGAUUGACAGAGUCAGCAGUUAUUACGACAUACCCUGGGGGGAGGUAAACAUCGAAGAGAUCAACAAUGAACUCAUGGAAUUCCAAAACCGCUGUCGAAAAUUGCCGAAGGGCUUGAAGGAGUGGCCAGCCUUCUUCGCUCUGAAGAAGACGAUAGACGACUUCAACGACAUGUGUCCGCUCCUCGAGUUGAUGGCCAACAAAGCGAUGAAACCUCGUCACUGGCAGCGCAUUGUGGAAGUCACCGGUCACACCUUCGAUCUAGAGAGCGAGGGAUUCUGCCUGAAGAAUAUCCUGGAGGCACCGUUGCUAAAGUACAAGGAGGAUAUCGAGGACAUCUGCAUCUCCGCGAUGAAGGAGAAAGACAUAGAGGCGAAGCUGCGACAAGUCGUUAACGAAUGGUCUUCACACGAAUUGACUUUCAUGACGUUCAAUAACAGAGGAGAACUGCUGCUGCGAGGUGACACAACAGCGGAGACAAUCGGCCAGCUGGAGGACAGUCUCAUGGUUCUGGGAUCGCUGAUGUCGAAUCGUUACAAUGCACCGUUCAAGAAACAAAUACAGCAGUGGCUGUCCGAUCUCUCCAAUACGAAUGAGAUCCUGGAGCGUUGGCUGCUGGUGCAGAACAUGUGGGUUUACCUCGAGGCUGUAUUCGUCGGCGGUGACAUCGCUAAGCAGUUGCCCAAGGAGGCCAAGAGGUUCAGCAAGAUUGAUAAGAGCUGGCAGAAGAUAAUGCAACGGGCGCAUGAGACACCAGGCGUUGUCCCCUGCUGCGUCGGUGAUGAUCUGCUCAAGCAGCUUCUUCCCCAUCUUCAGGAGCAGCUGGAGCUCUGUCAGAAGUCCUUGAGCGGUUACUUGGAGAAGAAGCGAAUGAUGUUCCCACGAUUUUUCUUCGUGUCAGACCCAGCACUGCUGGAGAUCCUUGGACAGGCCUCGGACUCCCACACGAUCCAAAAUCACCUGCUCUCGAUAUUCGAUAACACGAGGUUCGUCAAGUUCCAUGACAUCGAGUACAACAAGAUGACAGCUAUUGUAUCGUCGGAGGGGGAAAUUAUAGUUUUGGAAAGGGCUGUGAGGGCUGAGGGAUCGGUGGAGACGUGGCUGAUGCAGCUUUUACAAACGUCACAGCAAUCUCUGCACUCGAUUAUUCGUCAGGCGAAUCUUAUGAUGAACGAUCAAAAUUUUAAUCUUCUGUCGUUUCUGGAGAAGAUGGCCGCCCAGGUCGGUCUUCUUGGAAUCCAAAUGAUAUGGACGAGAGAUGCUGAGGUCGCCCUGAUGCAGGCCCGCGCUGACAAGAAGAUCAUGGGAGAGACGAACAAUCGAUUUUUGGAAUUAUUGAACACUCUGAUUGACCAGACAACCCGAGACUUGACCAAGAUUGAGAGAACGAAAUUUGAGACACUGAUAACAAUUCAUGUACAUCAACGAGAUAUUUUUGAUACCAUGUGCCGGCUCAACGUGCGGACGGUGACCGAUUUCGAGUGGUUGAAACAGUGUCGAUUCUACUUCAAGGAAGACCUGGACAAAACAAACAUUCAUAUCACAGAUGUCCAGUUCAUCUAUCAGAAUGAAUACUUGGGAUGUACGGAGCGUUUGGUGAUCACACCUCUCACAGACAGAUGUUAUAUAACUCUAGCUCAGGCCCUCUCGAUGUCGAUGGGGGGUUCCCCCUGCGGCCCCGCUGGAACUGGAAAGACGGAGACCGUCAAAGAUAUGGGAAAAACCCUGGCGAAGUACGUGGUAGUCUUCAACUGCUCCGACCAGAUGGAUUACCGAGGCCUAGGAAGAAUCUACAAAGGUCUGGCUCAAAGCGGAAGCUGGGGAUGCUUCGACGAAUUCAACCGAAUCGAACUGCCAGUACUCUCAGUGGCUGCCCAACAAGUGGCCGUUGUCCUGGCAGCGAAGAAAGAGAAGAAGAAGCAGUUCAUCUUCACUGAUGGUGAUCAGAUAGAGAUGUGCCCGGAGCUCGGAAUCUUCAUCACCAUGAAUCCCGGUUACGCAGGGAGAAAGGAACUUCCAGAAAAUCUGAAGAUACAGUUUCGAACAGUUGCCAUGAUGGUUCCAGAUCGACAGAUCAUCAUUCGAGUGAAGCUCGCCAGUUGUGGAUUUCUGGAGAACAUAACACUCGCCAGGAAGUUUUAUACUCUUUAUAAACUGUGUGAGGAACAGCUGACCAAGCAAGUUCAUUACGAUUUUGGAUUGAGGAAUAUAUUGUCGGUUCUGAGGACUCUGGGGGCGGCGAAGAGGGUCAACAGCAAGGACACUGAGAGUACCAUUGUAAUGAGAGUUUUGCGAGACAUGAAUCUGUCAAAAUUAAUAGACGAAGACGAGCCGCUAUUCAUUUCCCUGGUAGCCGACCUCUUCCCGAAUCAAGCGCUGGAGAAGACGUCCUAUCCUGAACUGGAGACAGCCAUUGACAAUCAGGUACAGGAAGACGGUCUCGUGUACCAUCCUCCCUGGGUUUUGAAGCUGAUUCAGCUGUACGAGACUCAACGCGUCCGGCAUGGAAUUAUGACACUGGGGCCUGAAGGUGCUGGCAAAACCACUUGCAUCCACACCUUGAUGAAGGCCCUCACUCAAAUGGGAGCUUGUCACCGGGAAAUGCGAAUGAAUCCCAAGAGUAUAACAGCAGCACAGAUGUUUGGACGGCUUGAUGUAGCCACGAAUGACUGGACAGAUGGAAUUUUCUCCGCUCUCUGGAGAAAAACCCUGAAGUUGAAGAAGGAUGAGCACGUUUGGCUGGUUCUUGACGGCCCAGUGGACAGCAUCUGGAUAGAAAACUUGAAUUCAGUGCUCGAUGACAAUAAAACCCUGACACUGGCCAACGGUGAUCGUCUAUCAAUGGCCCCAACUUGUAAAAUUAUAUUUGAGCCUCAUAAUAUCGACAACGCAAGCCCUGCGACAGUCUCCAGGAACGGUAUGGUCUACAUGAGCUCCUCCGGACUGGAUUGGAAGCCCGUGGUUACCGCGUGGCUGAAGAACCGAACUCCACUUGAACAAAACGUCCUCGAGAAAGCCUUUGACGAGUCGUUCCUCCAGAUCUACACGUGGUGCACUCAGACCCUGGUGCUGACGAUUAAAGUACUGCAGACUAAUAUCGUCAGGCAGAUGCUUUGUCUGCUGGAGGGAAUGGUUCCACCGGAAGUACCUCCCGAGGAGGUCGAUGAUGACGACGAUGAGAGGGACAAGCCCCAGCCGAUGACAGGGGAGCGACUAAAACGCCUCUACAUAUUCGCCCAGAUCUGGGGCAUCGGGGCGUUACUCGAGACUUCAGACAGACUGAAGUUCGACGAGUACUUGAGCACAAACUUCGGAAGUCUGGACUUGCCAAAGUCCGAGAAAUACCCGGAAGCCGGAAUUUUUGAUUUUUAUGUGAAUGACAAGGGCAAGUGGGACACCUGGACAACACUCGUCACCAAUUACACAUAUCCUGAUUAUGCAACACCAGAUUACAGCAGCAUUCUCGUGCCAAUUGUUGACAACGUGAGGAUUCAGUAUCUCAUUGACAUGAUCGGUAAGAAGGACAGAGCGGUACUGCUGAUCGGUGAACAGGGCUCAGCGAAGACAGUCAUGAUGAAGUCUUACAUGAAGGGAACCAAUCCUGACACGACACUGGGGAGAUCCUUCAACUUUAGUUCAGCAACGACUCCCUAUCAGUUCCAGAAGACCAUUGAGAGCUACGUAGAGAAGAGAAUGGGCAACACCUUUGGUCCUCCCGGUGGCAAGAAGAUGCUGAUCUUCGUGGACGACAUCAAUCUCCCAGAGAUCAAUGAGUGGGGCGAUCAGAUCACCAAUGAGAUCGUCCGCCAGACGAUGGACAUGAAGGGAUUCUACUCGUUGGAGAAACCCGGAGACUUCACGACUAUCGUUGAUGUUACGUUUCUGGGGGCUAUGGGUCAACCAGGAGGCGGAAGGAAUGACAUUCCUUCCAGAUUGAAGAGACAAUUCUGCAUAUUCAAUUGUACCCUCCCCAACGAUUCAUCGAUCGAUAAAAUUUUUAGUGUUCUGGGUGAGGGUCACUACAAUGCCAAGAGGGGAUUUUCAACGGAAGUGAGAAUGCUGAUCAAGAAGAUGGUGCCUCUGACGAGACUACUCUGGCAGAGGACGAGGGCAAAAUUGCUGCCGACGCCAGCGAAAUUCCAUUACGUCUUCAAUCUUCGGGAUUUAUCGAGAAUUUGGCAGGGCAUGAUUGGCACGUUGUCAACUGUCAUUGAAAAGGAGAGUCAUCUGAUGCUCCUGUGGCGGCACGAGUGCAGCCGAGUCUUCAGCGAUCGCUUCACCAUUCAGGCGGACAAAAACUGGUUCGAUCAGGAGGUCAAUGACAUCGUCGUUGAAUACCUGGGGGAACAGUACACCGAGAUGAUGGGGAAGAAUCCAGCAUUCGUGGACUUCAUGAGAGAUGCCCCGGAGCCAACCGGAGAAGAGGGUGAGGACGCUGAUAUGGAGUUGCCCAAGGUCUACGAGCCGGUCUUCGAUGAUCAGACACUUCGAGAUAGACUGGAGAUGUUCCUCGCACAGUUUAAUGAAAUGCAAAGAGGCGCAGGAAUGGACCUGGUAUUUUUCCCAGACGCAAUGCUGCAUUUGGUGAAAGUCUCACGUGUCAUCAGACAUCCUCGUGGGAAUGUCAUGCUGGUAGGUGUUGGUGGCUCUGGAAAGCAGAGUCUCACCAAGCUAUCGUCGUUCAUCGCAGGGUACAAGACAUUCCAAAUCACCCUCACGCGAUCCUACAAUGUCACCAACUUCCUCGAGGAUUUGAAGUUCCUCUAUCGGUCCUGCGGAGGACAGGGUAAAGGCACGACCUUCAUAUUCACGGAUUUGGAUAUCAAAGAGGAGGGCUUCCUCGAGUAUUUAAAUAAUAUCUUGAGCUCCGGUGUUAUCAGUAAUCUGUUCACAAGAGACGAACAGACGGAGAUCAUUCAGGAACUGACGCCGAUCAUGAAACGAGAGAAUCCAAAAAGAACUCUCAAUAACGAAGUCGUCAUGGAGUACUUCCUCCAGAGAACCUGUCAAAAUCUUCACGUUGUUUUCUGCUUCUCACCCGUUGGCGAAAAAUUUCGGAAUCGUGCACAGAGAUUUCCAGCAUUAAUAUCUGGCUGUACUAUCGAUUGGUUCCAGCCUUGGCCCCGCGAUGCCCUGGUACUCGUUGCUGAUCACUUUCUUCAUGAUUUCGAAAUAGCAUGCAGCCCCGAAGUGAAGAAACAACUCGUCGCUGCUUUGGGAUCAAUUCAAGACGUUGUUUCAGAAACAUCUGCCGAGUAUUUCCAGCGAUUCAGGAGAGCCACCCACGUCACCCCAAAGUCGUAUCUCAAUUUCAUCGGGGGAUACAAAAAUAUCUAUCGAUCGAAGCAACACGAGCUGGGGGAAGGGGCUCGACGGAUGGACACUGGUCUAGCUAAACUCGAGGAGGCCUCGAUAUCCGUCGAACUCCUGAAGCGCGAUCUCGCUGUGAUGGAGCAGGAGUUGGUAACAGCAUCAGAAAAAGCAGAGACAGUACUUCUGGAAGUUACUGAGAGAGCCACCCAAGCAGAGUCUUUCAAGAAUCAGGUGCAGAAAGUCAAGGAGAAGGCAGAAGCCCUAGUCGCGAAUAUCGCUGAGGAGAAAGCCCUCGCCGAGCAGAAACUGGAAGCCGCUAAACCCGCCCUAGAGGAGGCAGAAGCCGCCCUGAACACCAUCAAACCAGCGCACAUUGCGACAGUUCGAAAACUGGGGCGUCCCCCACACCUGAUCAUGAGGAUCAUGGACUGCGUUCUGAUUCUCUUCCAGCGGAAAAUCAGUCUCGUCAUUCCGGACGCAACAGCUCUGUGUCCAAAGCCGUCUUGGGCUGAGUCUCUGAAGAUGAUGGCUAGCACAACAUUCCUCCUUCAGCUCCAGAACUACCCGAAGGAUAUCAUCAACAACGAAAUGGUGGAGCUCCUGCAGCCGUACUUCAAAAUGGAGGACUACAAUAUGGAAACAGCUAGACGAGUCUGUGGUGAUGUGGCUGGAUUGCUGUCGUGGACGAAGGCUAUGGCGUUUUUCCACUCGGUUAACAAGGAAGUCCUCCCACUGAAGGCCAAUCUCACGCUGCAGGAAGCCAGGCUGAAAGUUGCGAUGGAGGACCUGGCAGAUGCUGAGAGAGAACUCUCCGAAAGAGAAAUGGCACUGCAGGGGGUGAAAGCCCAGUAUGAUGCAGCUGUCUCCGAAAAACAGCGUCUCACUGACGCAGCUAAUGUCUGUCUGAGGAAGAUGACAGCUGCUACAGCGUUGAUCAACGGUCUCGGUGGUGAGAAAAUUCGAUGGACCGAGCAAAGCGGAGAGUUUAAAAUUCAAUUGGGAAAACUCGUUGGAGAUGUCCUCCUGGCGACUGGCUUUCUCUCUUACUGCGGACCUUACAAUCAACAAUACCGAUCGCGUCUUGUCAAUUGCUGGAUGAACAUCUUGACAACUCGAGCCAUUCCAUUUACCAAGGACUUGAAUAUCAUCAAUAUGCUGGUGGAUACUUCAACAAUAUCGGAGUGGACGCUUCAGGGACUUCCUAACGAUGAACUCUCUGUUCAAAAUGCCCUGAUUGUCACCAAGUCAUCAUCGUAUCCACUGCUCGUCGAUCCUCAGACCCAGGGAAAAAUGUGGAUAAAGAAUAAAGAGACCUCGAAUGAGCUGCAGAUCACGUCCCUGAAUCACAAGUACUUCAGGACUCACUUGGAGGACAGUCUGUCCUUGGGAAGGCCUCUCCUCAUCGAAGAUGUCAAUGAGGAGCUUGACCCAGUUAUCGAUAACGUUCUCGAGAAGAACUUCAUAAAGUCUGGAUCCAUCGAAAAGGUCAUCGUCGGGGACAAGGAGUGCGAUGUAAUGCCCGGGUUCAUGCUCUACAUAACGACAAAGCUCCCCAAUCCCGCCUACAGUCCUGAGACAUCAGCCAAGACAUCGAUAAUCGAUUUUACAGUGACGAUGCAAGGCCUUGAGGAUCAGCUCCUGGGUCGAGUGAUCCUCAUGGAGAAAUCCGAGCUUGAAGCGGAACGUGUGGCAUUGUUUGAGUCCGUCAUGACUAAUCAGCGAUCCAUGAAGGAUCUGGAGAGCACUCUGCUGCAUAGAUUGACCUCUUCAGAGGGGUCUCUCGUCGAUGAUGAGGCUCUCAUCGGUGUUCUGAGGGAGACCAAGUCAACAGCUGAGUCUGUCAACGAGAAACUUCAGGUUGCCGCCCUCACUGAGAAAAAAAUCACGAUAGCCAGGGAAGAGUUUCGUGCUGUUGCUGCUCGAGGUUCAAUUCUGUACUUCCUAAUCGUCGAGAUGAGCAACGUCAACGUCAUGUACCAGAACUCGUUGAAGCAGUUUCUCACCAUAUUCGAUAACUCGAUCACCAAAUCGACGAAAAGCAACAUAACGUCGGAGAGAAUUGACAUUAUUUUGGGUCAUUUGACGUACGAGGUGUGGGGAUUCACCCUGAGGAGUCUCUACGAGCGUCACAAGUCCUUGUUCACUCUCAUGCUAGCCAUGAAGAUAGACUGUCAUCGAGGAGCCAUAUCCCACGCCGAGUUCAUGGCGUUUAUCAAGGGUGGAGCAUCCCUAGAUCUGAAUGCAGUAGCUCCAAAGCCUUUCCGCUGGAUCCUGGACAUCACUUGGCUGAACCUCGUGGAGAUUAACAAGUUGGAAGUGUUCUCCGAGAUCUUAACGAAAAUUGAAUUUUCCGAACGUGAAUGGCGGCUCUGGUACGAGAAGGAAAGACCAGAAGAAGAGGAAUUGCCCUGCGGUUAUCAGAAGAGCCUGGAUGUCUUCAGGAAGCUCUUGCUGAUCAGAUCCUGGAGUCCUGACAGAACUCUCUCCCAAGCAAAACGCUACAUCGUUGAGUCCCUCGGAAAGGACUACGGCGAAGCCAAGAUUCUUGAUCUGGACGCUACAUGGGCUGAAUCAGAACCAGAAACUCCCCUGAUCUGCAUUCUCUCGAUAGGAUCUGAUCCAAGUCCAUCGAUAACAGCACUGGCCAAGCUGAAAGCCCUGACCCUGCGAGCGGUUUCCAUGGGUCAGGGACAGGAAGUCAUCGCUCGAAAAUUAAUCACCGACGCUAUGAGCACUGGGGGUUGGGUCCUCCUCCAAAAUACUCACCUCUCCCUGCCAUUCUGCACCGAAGCCAUGGAGACUCUGGUGGAGGCUGACAACAUUCACGAGACCUUUCGUCUGUGGUUGACGACCGAGGUCCACGCUCAAUUUCCCAUCGGGCUCCUGCAAAUGGCCAUUAAAUUCACGAACGAGCCUCCCCAGGGAAUUCGUGCGAGUCUCAAAAGGACCUACCAAGGCGUCACCCAGGACAUCCUCGACUAUAGCACCCAAUCCCAGUGGCCACCCCUGCUCUACGCCGUUGCUUUUCUUCAUACAGUCGUUCAGGAGAGGAGGAAAUUUGGCCCUCUCGGUUGGAAUAUUCCCUAUGAAUUCAAUCAGGCGGAUUUCGCAGCGUCUGUUCAGUUCAUCCAGAAUCAUCUGGACGACAUGGAUCCCAAGAAGGGCGUGUCCUGGCCUACUGUAUGCUACAUGCUUGGAGAGGUUCAAUAUGGCGGCCGGGUCACAGACGAUUUCGACAAACGACUGCUGACGACGUUCACCCACGUCUGGUUCUGUGACGUUCUCCUGAGGCCGGGGUUCGAGUUCUACAAGGGAUACAAAGUCCCCCAGACUCGGAUAAUCCAGGGGUACAUGGAGUACAUCAAUAAUCUCCCAGCUACUGACACACCUGAAGUCUUUGGCCUGCACUCCAACGCCGAUAUAACUUACCAGAUAAACACAGCGAAAGGCAUCCUGGACACUAUUCUCAACGUUCAGCCGAAGGAGGGUGGCUCCCAGGGGGGAGAAACUCGGGAGAGUGUUGUCUACAGACUGGCUGACGAUAUGCUGGGAAAAUUACCGAAGCAGUACAAUCCUUUCGAUGUUAGGGAUGCGCUGCAACGAAUGGGAGCUUUGCUACCGAUGAAUAUUUUUUUACGACAGGAGGUGGACAGGAUGAGACGAGUCAUAGCCGAGGUACACUCCACCCUGACGGAUCUCAAGCUAGCCAUCGACGGGACAAUCGUGAUGUCCCAGGGGCUGAAAAAAUCACUGGAUUCCAUGUACGAUGCGAGAAUUCCAGAGAAGUGGCAGAAAAUAUCCUGGGAAUCGGCGACUCUUGGAUUCUGGUACACUGAACUUCUGGAGAGGGAUGCACAGUUCCGGCACUGGUGCAAUCAUGGCAGACCGAAUGUUUUCUGGAUGACGGGGUUCUUCAAUUGUCAGGGCUUCCUCACGGCCAUGAGGCAGGAAGUCACCAGGGCGCAUAAAGGAUGGGCCCUGGACUCUGUGGUCCUUCAGAAUCUGAUCACUCGGUAUAAUAAGGAGGACAUCAGGGAGCAGGUGCAGGAGGGGGUUUACGUGCAUGGACUCUUCCUCGAGGGGGCGUCCCUCGAUCGUAAGUCGGGGAAAUUGGUCGAGAGCAAGGCUAAAGUUCUCUACGAACAAAUGCCUGUCAUCUAUAUUUACGCUAUUAACACGACAGCGGGGAAAGACCCGAAAUUGUACGAGUGCCCCAUUUACCGGAAGCCCCAGAGGACCGAUCUCAAGUAUGUGGGGUCGAUAGACUUUGAGACAGAUCAUAAUCCUCGACAUUGGACGCUUCGAGGGGUCGCUCUACUGUGUGAUAUUAAGUAAAAAAUUUAAGUGUCAUUUGUGCAAAAUAUAGGAAUGAGACUAUUGAAAAUAAGGUGUUGAACCACAGCCCAAAAACUUUUUUUCGUCCCACUUAUGUCCUAUAUUUUCCGAUCUCUUUGUGAACGAAAAAUAAAAAGAAUCACAUCUUCACGUAGGAAAUUAUAAUAUUUUUAUUAAUUAUCAAAAUAACAAAAGCCAUG
Molecule: messenger RNA, 14221 nt
Organism: Diachasmimorpha longicaudata
Lineage: Eukaryota; Metazoa; Arthropoda; Insecta; Hymenoptera; Braconidae
Gene: Dhc1
Product: Dynein heavy chain 1
Exons: 6
Coding region: 135-14021 (4628 amino acids)
Biological process (GO): microtubule-based movement
Cellular component (GO): axonemal dynein complex
Molecular function (GO): dynein intermediate chain binding; ATP binding; ATP hydrolysis activity
Source: RefSeq, a predicted model, not a curated record